Messenger RNA from Priceomyces carsonii, 1074 nucleotides. RefSeq names its product Met4p (gene MET4). The transcript has a single exon. Lineage: Eukaryota; Fungi; Ascomycota; Pichiomycetes; Serinales; Debaryomycetaceae. The record is from RefSeq and is a predicted model, not a curated record. Gene Ontology annotation, cellular component: nucleus; Cbf1-Met4-Met28 complex. Bases 1 to 1074 code for a protein of 357 amino acids. Gene Ontology annotation, molecular function: DNA-binding transcription activator activity, RNA polymerase II-specific; RNA polymerase II transcription regulatory region sequence-specific DNA binding. Gene Ontology annotation, biological process: regulation of transcription by RNA polymerase II.
AUGGAAGGAAGAAGUAAUCUGAAUAACGCAACCUCGUUUGCUCUACUCGAGCAAUUAGUUUAUAUUGACAAUUUUAUGGCUAAUAGUGGAUCAUCGAACAGUGCAGGAGAGUUAACACCAAACUUAGAUAUGGACGGACAGCUAUCCAUGGAUCUCGCAGCGUUUGCUGAUGAGUCUUUCAUUUUCCCGGAUGAAGAGAAGAAAGAUCACCCUAGUCCAGAUGGUAGUCUUCGUAUUAAUGGAGAUGAUUUUUCAAGUAAUUUUAAUAUCAAUAAUAACAACCAUGAAGAUAUUAAAAAUAGUAAGAAUACCGUGGAUUUCGAUUUACAAUUCAGUAAAGGUGUACCGAGUAACAACCAAGGAAAUCAAAAUAAUUUUGACAGCGAUAAGCACCCCGAUAAUAUUCUGCUGUAUCGAAACGGAAAACAAGCUAAAAAUGAACCAUUGUCAUUGGAUCACGAUACAGCUUCUGAUGGUGUUCCCUCAAGUAAUACUGAAUUGAACAUAUCACAGCUACCUAAAUUCCCUGUUCCCCCAGGUGCAAAAAGCUCUUUGGAGUCUGCGGGUCUUUCAUUGAACCAAAUUGAUUUGUUAAGUGCUUUAAUAGCUCAGCAUCAGUCCAAACUAAAUGCAUACGAAAACCAGCAUAAUAAUAUUGUGACUAACCCUCGGAUCGAUUCAGUACGCCAGCAUAAUAAUCUUUACAUAAACAAUUUUCAUGGCAUGGAGGAGUCUAGUGAAAAAACUCGGUCUCUUUCGUCAAUAUCAAACUCUUCGGUGGAGACCCCGACCCUCGACACUCCUACCAAACGAAAUGAAUUGUACCCAUCUGGUAUGGAUAAGAGAAAAAGGAAUACUGAAGCAUCUGCUAGGUUCAGAAUCAAGAAGAAAAUGAAAGAGAAACAAAUGGAAGAUAGAAUAAUGAAGCUUAGCGAGACAAUAAAAGACUUCGAAACAAAAAUUCAACAGCUAGAGAUGGAAAAUAAGUUGCUAAAAAAUCUUAUUAUUGAGAAGGGAAGUCAACAGUCCGAUGACGAGUUGAGGAGACUAAAAGAAAAGGCCAAAUCUAAUUGA